Molecule: messenger RNA, 1867 nt
Organism: Thunnus maccoyii (southern bluefin tuna)
Lineage: Eukaryota; Metazoa; Chordata; Actinopteri; Scombriformes; Scombridae
Product: patatin-like phospholipase domain-containing protein 2
Exons: 9
Coding region: 44-1504 (486 amino acids)
Biological process (GO): triglyceride catabolic process; lipid homeostasis
Cellular component (GO): membrane; cytoplasm; lipid droplet
Molecular function (GO): triacylglycerol lipase activity
Source: RefSeq, a predicted model, not a curated record
UUUUAGGGAUGCAGUUUUGAGUGUCCAUCAACCUUAAUGGUCGAUGGAAACAUCAGAGAAGAUGUUUAACUGGGAUGAGGAGUGGAACAUCUCUUUCGCAGGCUGUGGAUUCAGGAGUAUUUACUACCUGGGAGCUUUGAGCUGUAUCCUCGAGCGGGUCCCGCAGCUGGUUCAGGGAGCUUCCAAAAUCUGUGGAGCUUCAUCUGGUUGUCUCGUGGCUGCAGCUUUGACUGUUGGGUUUCCAAUCGAACAACUCUGUGUUGAUGUUUUGACUGUGGCGAAAGAGGCCAGAAAAAACACUCUGGGAGUUUUCCAUCCGACCUUCAGUCUGCUGAGGACAGUACGGGACUCCCUGCUGGAGAAGCUUCCACAUGACGCCCACCUUCGGGCCUCUGGAAAGCUCUGUGUGUCCCUCACCAGACUUACAGAUGGGAAGAACGUGUUGGUGUCCGAGUUUGACAGCAGAGAGGAGCUCAUUCAGGUUUUGAUGUGCAGCUGCUUUUUCCCUGUUUACUGUGGUUUCAUGCCACCUUCAUAUCGUGGAGUGCACUACAUGGACGGAGCGCUGAGCAACAACAUGCCGUUGUUAGAGCAGAGAAACACCAUCACUAUGGCCCCGUUCUCAGGCGAGAGUGACAUCUGCCCCAGAGAGGGUACGUUCAACUUCGUCGAGGUGCACUACGGCAACGUCAGCAUCCAGGUCAACACCGGCAACGUGCACCGGGUCUAUACGUCCUUCCUCCCACCCAGGAUUGAGAAACUGGCUGAAAUCUGCAACAAUGGCUACGUGGAUGCUCUCCGUUUCCUGGGAGACAGAGAUCUGCUUGGAACACAGUGUCUUCCUCCCAGUUUGGUGGCGGUGACGGACACAGUGAAGCCUGCUUGUUGCGGGCUGAUGAAGGAGUCGACUCAAGCGCAAGAAUCCAGAAAGACGACGUUGAACGGACUGAACUCUCCUCAGGAAGAGCAUCGCUGGCUGGACGUGAAAGUCAUAGAGAACCUGCCAGUGAGCCUCAAGAAAGUGCUGUGUGAGGCGUGCAGGGACAGUCAUACUGGUGGCGGUCGGUGGUCUCAUCUCACUGAGUUCCUUCUGGUCAAAGUGGUUUUGUAUCUGCUGGCCCUCCUCACUCUGCCCAUUCAGCUGACCUUCUUACUCACAAAAAGCAUGAUACUAUCAGGCUGCACAGUGAUCUGCAGGCUGUCGACGCUGACCGCAGAUCUCUGCAGACAGACGUGGAGCAGUGGAGGCGAGGACACCAGCAGUGUGUCUGCAGGACAGAACUGCAGCAGCUUCUCCUCUGGUUCAGACCUCAGAAACAACAACAAAAACAUUCAAUCUUUGACCUCAACGCUCACUCCGAAUUCCCAAAACCUUCGUUUGGAUGACCUCCUCUCGCUCACCUCGACCUGUUCAAGUCCAUCCAACCUCCUCGCCACCAACACGUCAACAUCUGGCAAACUGACUUUAAACCACAGAAGUAAACAAACACAUCAUCAACCGUAAACCGAGCAGCCAAGACUGUGCAGAAUUUCAGUAUUGUUUUAUGAAUGUUAUGUAUUUUUGGCCCAAUCAAUCAGGGAUGUGUAGUAAAAUUCAUAUUUAUUAGUUAUAUUAUAACAGAUCUCACUUGUGCUUAAGAAGGAUUUUUUUAAAAUUUAGAUUUGUUUGAAUAUGGACCAUAAUCUUCAAAACCAACUGAAAUGAUGACAAAAGCGUAUGCCAGUUAGUUACCUGCUAACUGAAACAAUUUCACUGCCAAUAUCUUUUUUUUUCUUUUUUUCAAAAUAAUUUCACCUAGAAAAAGGCCCAUAACUUAGCUCUGCUGUAAUUUUACAAGUUUAUCAUUUUGUUGUUACAGAAAUAUGU